AGUUUUUCUUACUGAAGUGAUGUUUUAUGUUUUAUCGGCCUGCAGCUGGUUCAGUGGUUGCUAUGCUAGUUGUCAGGUGCUUCAUCAGACGUGAUCAUCAUUCGAACAUAAACAAACUCGGUAUCAGCAGAAAAGACACGCUGUGUGAUUUUCAACAUUUCACUCGACGAUUUCUUAAAAAAGACGACCUCCAUAUACGACUUUUUUUACUCUGACAUCGACUGACGACUGACUAACGUGGAUCAGAGCUGUUUGAGCAUGAAAGAUAUUGGUCAGCGCUUCACUUGGACAUCUGUCCUCGUGCCAAACCCCAACCGGCCCACCAGCCCGAGACUGAUCCUGCGGAGGGUACCAGCACCAUCCCUCUCCUGCAGCUCCUCCCCAGGCUCCACACGCAAGUCUCCCCCUUACACACCUCCUGGCUCCCCUUCAAACUCCACCUCUUCCUCUUCUUUUAUUUCUCUCUUAAGCCUCUCUCCAAGCUCCCCUCCUUCCUCCUCCUCCUCCUCCUCCUCUUCCUCCUCCUCUCCUUCUAGGUUUUCCCCUGACUCAUCCAGCAGGUGGUCACCAAGUUGCUCUCCUUCCUCCUCCUCCUCCUCCUUCUCCUCCUCCAGGUUUUCCCCUGGCUCAUCCAGUAGCUGGCAUCCAAGUAGUUCUCCUUCCUCUUCCUCCUCCUUCUCCUCUUCCAGGUUUUCCCCUGACUCAUCCAGUAACUGGUCUCCAAGCUCCUCUCCUGUCUGCUCCUCUACCUCUUACUCAUCCCAUCACUCCUUCCCAAGGUGCUCUCCUGCCUCUCCCUCUCUCUCCUCCUCUUCUAGCUCAUCCUGCAGCUCGUCCUCCUCUACGAGUCCUCAGACACCCACCAGGCCUCGUCUGAUGACAGCUGGUCCCGAGCUGACGUGCGUGAGGGAGCUGCUCAGGGAAACAAACAGGCAGCGAGGCGGCAGGAGAGUACAGUCUUCAGAUGACUCCAGGACCCAAGAUGAAAAGAAGAUCUCAGAGGACCCCACCAGGAGAAAAGAGAUGAGGGACACACCGGGAGGUCGACCAUUGAUGAGACCAGAAAUGAAUGAACCCAGGAGGAGACGCAAGCUCUAUAUAGUGGAAGAGCAUGAUACACUGGGCUGAUUUUGGGUGACUCGAAGACCCCAAAAAAGAGCCCAGAGAAGCUCCAGCAUGAGAAGCAAGAUUAGGAACAGCCCCUGGAUGCAUACUGUAGGGAACAGGUCCACAGAGACGAGGGUGGCAAAGUCAUUAUAUAGUGGAAGAGCAAGGCCUAGAAGAGCCCCAAGAUGAAGAACAUGAUGAGCAACAGUGCCAGAAUGAUGAAGGACAGGAAGUAACAACCCCAAGAAGAGAUGAUGUAAGUGACUUCUACAUAGUGAGCAUUGUGAGGUGCACCUGGUCCAGCAUAACUGUAAAGAGAACAGAAACACUGUCUCUUUCUCCUCCCAGCCUGAGCAGCAGGAGACUGAUCUGGUCCAACAGCCUGUGUUUCUACAUUGAUUUUCCGAGUGCCAGCAGCUGGCAGAGGACCUCUGGAACCGGACUAAACACACUCCAUUUAAAGAUGCCAGGGAAAAGUUGAUAUAAAACAAUCAGCACAGUGUCACUGAGAAAAAAGAUUUCAGCAAUGAUAUUUAGUGUGAUCAAAGGGUGCAAAGAGUAUCUCAAAUAAAAAGU
This is a messenger RNA of Thunnus maccoyii (southern bluefin tuna), 1683 nucleotides long. RefSeq names its product putative protein TPRXL. Lineage: Eukaryota; Metazoa; Chordata; Actinopteri; Scombriformes; Scombridae. The record is from RefSeq and is a predicted model, not a curated record. Bases 259 to 1128 code for a protein of 289 amino acids. The transcript is spliced from 7 exons.